Molecule: messenger RNA, 3788 nt
Organism: Ictalurus punctatus (channel catfish)
Lineage: Eukaryota; Metazoa; Chordata; Actinopteri; Siluriformes; Ictaluridae
Product: myosin light chain kinase, smooth muscle
Exons: 15
Coding region: 368-2515 (715 amino acids)
Biological process (GO): protein phosphorylation
Molecular function (GO): protein kinase activity; ATP binding; protein binding
Source: RefSeq, a predicted model, not a curated record
ACACACAUACACAGACAAAUACAACAAAAGAGUGUGUGUACGGAGGAUGUAGACGUAUUGUAGACGAUGAAAGGAACGGGAGCACGGUCCGACCAGCUCUUCGACAUUCUGAGCUGAUGACACGCCCAGCCUGCUUGCUCUGAUGCAUUUUAAAGAUGAAAAGGAGGCACGGUCCUAUCAGCGAGACCUUCACACACGCACAUAUACAUACACGUACACAUAGAGCAAAGGAAAGCCAUAGCUACAGAUGUCUCCGUGGCGAAAAUGUAACAACCCUGAGCAGGAAACACGACAGGAAGAGGGGUGGUGAGUGUGUAAAACUUGCUUUCUAAUCUUCCUCUCUAAAACGUCAGUACCGCUGUGAAAGAUGGACUGCAACGGAGGUGCUGAGAAGAAGACUUGCGUGACUGCCGUUACUUUGGAGCUGAAGCCAUCAAGAGAUUCUCCAACUCCAGGAUGUGGGCUGAGGAGCCCGGAGAACGGGACGGCGACGGAAGACAAAGAAAAGACAGACAUGGACGCAUCGAAAGCCGUCACACCCAAGAGAAGAGCUGCCAGUGGAACAGGCCCUGCGGUUGAGUUUGUGGACCCUGUGGACAAGGUGCAGGUGUGGGUUGGGGAGACGGCACGACUUUCUUGCUCCUUCAGCUUCUCGGGGCCGACCGCGUCCUGCUGGAUCCACAACAGGAAAAAGGUUGUGGUGGACGGAGAUCGAACUCGCAUCGAGCGCAGCACUAGUGGCAGUGUCUUGACCAUCUCUGAAGUUCUUCCUGUGGACGUAGGAAGCUACACGAUCUUUGUUCAAACUCGACGAGGCAUCGCUGAACAUACAAUUCUUCUCUGCAUUAACGAUCGACCGGAACGCCCCGCGUCGUGUCCGUUCGUGUCCCAGCUGACUCCCAGUUCUUUAGUUCUGUCCUGGAGUGGACCGGGUUACGAUGGUGGUUCACCAAUCGCAGAUUACGUGGUAGAGAUGCAAAGUUUCGGGCCAGCUGAAUCCGGGGACUGGACCGUGCUCACUUCCGAGUGUAAGGACACGACGUACCGGGUCCGCUCGGGCCUUGACGCACAGGGCGAGUACCGCUUCCGUGUACGAGCCUGCAACGCUGUGGGGGUCAGCGAUCCCAGUGAAGAGUCCAACUGCAUCAAGAUGGCUACAGCAGGGGAGCCACAGGAGGAGACUCCUACAGAAGUCGACAUUGUUGUUGACACCAUGCGCAAGGUCAAAGAUUGCUACAACAUCCAUGAAAAAUUAGGAGUAGGGAAGUUCGGCCAGGUGUUCCGACUGACCCAUAAGGAGACGGGUCGCGUGUGUGCCGGAAAGUUCUACCGUGCGAUCGGGUCCAAGGACAAAGAAGCGGCUCGAGAGGAGAUCAAGAUGAUGAAGGAGCUGCGCCAUCCGAAGCUGGUGCAGUGUCUGGGAGCGUUCGACACCCGCUCGGAGAUCACCUUGAUCAUGGAGUACAUUGCUGGCGGGGAGCUUUUCGAACGCAUCGUGGACGAGAAUUUCGAUCACACGGAGCCCAACAGCAUGCAGUAUAUGCGGCAGAUCCUGGAGGGCAUCCUGUAUCUUCACCACAAAAACAUCGUCCACCUCGACCUGAAACCCGAGAACAUAGUGUGCCUCAACACCACCGGGACGCUCAUAAAGAUCAUCGACUUCGGCCUGGCCAGAAAAAUCGAACCUGGAAAGCUUCUUAAGGUGAUGCACGGCACGCCCGAGUUCGUGGCUCCGGAGGUGGUCAACUUCGAGCCUGUGGAUCUGGCGACCGACAUGUGGAGCAUCGGGGUGAUCUGCUACAUCCUGCUGAGCGGAGAGUCGCCGUUUCAGGGGAGUUCAGACGUUGAGACUCUCGCGCUGGUCACCGCUGGAACCUGGGAGUUUGACCUAGAGUUUGAUGACAUCACAGACGAGGCCAAGGACUUUAUCUGCAAACUGCUGAAGAAGGAGAGAGGGAAGCGGAUGUCCUGCGAACAAGCUUUGGCCCAUCCGUGGAUGGCGUCAUCCUCUGGACGAGUCACAAAAACCCUGAACAAAGACAAGAUGCGGCGUUUCCUGGCCAGGCGACGAUGGCAGAAAACCGGUAAGGCCGUGCUGGCGCUGAAGAGGAUGACGCACCUCUCCAACAGAUCGGACGGCUCGGAUUCUCCUCCCAGCCAAGUGAAUGACACGGAUCUGGGGAAGGAGGCCAAAGAGGCUGUUCUGGCUCUGGAGCAGCAGCUGAGGAGCGAGCCGAAUUUCCCACAAGCCCUUCACAACCUUACGGAGCCCUGUGGUGCUACUGUACGCAUGGCCUGCGUCGUCCAAGGUUAUCCCGACCCAGAAGUGGUGUGGCUGCUUGACGACAAGCCUCUGGAGGAGACUGAGCGCGUGCAUAUGGAGUACAAAGAGGACGGGCUAUGUACGCUCACCCUCAUCCGGGUGCAACCGAGGGAUUCUGGGCUGUACAAGAUCCGAGCCACUAACCACCUGGGUCGGGCUCUGUGUUCGGCGAGGCUCACCGUGGCAAACUAGAGGCGUGGGGGGGGAUCUAGAGAGGAAGGUGCGGUUGUGCAGAGCUGCAAUUGUUCAAGAACAAGGGUCCAGCGCAGCCGAAAAAGAACGCUUGAGAAGGAUUAAGGUCUCCGGGUCACGAUGAUCACAAAGGCACUUUGACGCACGAUUCACAUGAUGCUAGAGAGAGACCCUUCUAUCAAUUUUAUUUAAUUUUUUUUCUUCCACUACUAUUAUCACUUAAGGACACGUCUGCAUUAUUAUCUAUCGAGUUAAAUGUUCGCGAUAUACACCGACCACUUUAUUAUUCACCUCUACACCUUGCUUAGGUUCCUGAUUGUAGCACGUCCAUCUAAAAGUUUGACAUUCAUUUCUGCUCACCAUGUUUGCAAAGAAUGAUAUCUUUUUCUUUUUUAAAAAAAAAAAUUUUUCUUGGGUUACCGUAGCCUUCCUGUCAUCUCGCACUAGCACGGCCGUUCUCUUCUGACCUCUGAGAACUUUUUGUUUUGUGGUUUUCGCUCCAUCCUGCUUGGGAAAUACUUUUAAUCCAGCCCCCUUCUGGCACCAACAACCACGCUGACUGUAGCUCUAGAUGUUUUAAACAGUGGGCUCUGCUGCAAUGUGAUUGGCUGAUUGGAGAGGUCCACAAAUGAGAAGGUGUAGAGGUAUUCCUGAUAAAGUGGUCGGUGAAAGGUGUGUGCAUACAUGAAGCUCAUUUUUUAAAAACAUUUUUUUUAAAAUACAUAUAAAACUUUUUGACUCGUAAGCAAUUUGUAAGAUUUUUAAUUUAAUAAAGAAUUUAAUUAACUUAAUGCAUUUUCUCCCUCACCCUGUGAACAGACCAGUAUCCAAUCAUUAGUCAAUUUAAUCAUCCAGUAUUCAUUCCUGCCUUGCACCCAGUAAAUUUUUCAUUGAGCGUCACGUUUCGACUUUGGGCUCGUCCUCUGAUGUGAAACGUCUUCGGGACGAGGAACGAGUUUUGUUUCUUGCGCCAGUAAGGCCUUUUUCCGAAAAGGCUCGGCUCCUCGCUACCCCACGAUUCGAAGGACAUGAUUGAGACGAUAAUACGGAUUUUACAACUCGCUUUAUGAAACGGUUCAUGUUUUGGACAACGCUAAAGUAGAACGUUUCCGAAAGUCUUCGUUUUACCGACCUCGUCGUAGAAAAUCCAGUCAAAAUACAAAGCUAAAGCGGCGAUCGCUGGAAAUCAAGACAUGACUCAGCAGCUCGGUCAGGGGUUAAAGACUGUUCGGUUUCGUUCCUGUUUUACAUGCUGAAACCUGAUUCGGUGUGG